Molecule: messenger RNA, 459 nt
Organism: Prunus armeniaca (apricot)
Lineage: Eukaryota; Viridiplantae; Streptophyta; Magnoliopsida; Rosales; Rosaceae
Source: the annotation of a GenBank genome assembly
AUGACGAGCUGUUUGUGCUGCAGACCAGCGAUUGUGGCCAAAUCAAUUCACAACGAGGGCUUUGCGUCGCCGUCUAGAGCUCUAAAUCGUGUUGCUGGGGUUGUACCUUACGGUACAAACGGGAGGUCCCUCAGUUUAAGGUUUCGUGGCGUGCGCGCUUCAGCUGUGGACUCGUAUGAGAGCUCUUCUGAUUUCGUCAAUCGCAUGGAAAAAGCCUGGUUAAUAUCCAAGCAACCAAGGCCUGUUGCUUGUUCUUCUUGCGACUCAAACGGUCAUAUCGAAUGCAAAUGGUGUGGGGGCACAGGCUUCUUUAUGCUCGGCGAUAACAUGCUUUGCCAAGUCCCUUCGAGAGGUACUAGUUGUGUUAUUUGUACUGGAAAGGGAUCAAUAUGUUGCUCUGAUUGCAAAGGAACAGGCUUUCGUGCCAAGUGGUUAGGACAGCCUCCUAUGUCCAAGUAG